Molecule: messenger RNA, 2817 nt
Organism: Asterias rubens (European starfish)
Lineage: Eukaryota; Metazoa; Echinodermata; Asteroidea; Forcipulatida; Asteriidae
Product: conserved oligomeric Golgi complex subunit 6-like
Exons: 21
Coding region: 451-2457 (668 amino acids)
Biological process (GO): intra-Golgi vesicle-mediated transport
Cellular component (GO): COG complex
Source: RefSeq, a predicted model, not a curated record
GACACUAGCUAGCUUACACACAAAGUACACGUCCUCAACUCUACUCUAGCUCAUGAGCUUAGCUAGCAAGGUCAACAAAACUGUGUAAGCUCCAUCAGUGACAGAACUUCAGAAGCUCUGCUGUUUAUACUCUUGAAGCAAGUGAAGUUGAGUAUCAGCACAGGACCCAGUGAUAUCAGUGUACAUGUCGAUGAAUAUGAUGAAAAAGCAGUGUAUGUGAGAUUCAGCAGUAAUACACUGAUUAAGCAGACAGUCAAUGCUCUAGAGAUGCAUCCUGCUUGUUCAAAGAGAACCACCAACGUAUGUGUAAUUGCAGUUUUUAUGCAUUUAUCCACCAUGUGUACAUGUGGGCUUUGAUUUGCUUCAAACUGUCAGAGAGGUACAUGUAUGUAGAUCCUGCUACAUGCAUUAACUGUUGUACAUGUACAUGCAUGUAAGUGAAAAUUCAAGAUGACAUCCAACUCAACAAGAUAUGACUGCUUAACUGCCCCAACGAUAGCAGCCAGUGACAAUGAACAUGACGCUGUUGGGCUUAAUAUUGGCAAAACACAACAAGAGACUUCUAGUACGGUUCAACUGGCAAAUCCACUUUCUAGAAAGUUGAACAAGAUACUUGAAAUAAGACUUGAUAAUGACAAGGAUAUUUUGGAAGCAUUGAAAGCUUUGUCAGAGUUUUUUGGUGAAAACACCCUCAGGAGUCGAAGAAAUCUGCGAGGUGAGAUUGAACGAAGAAGCCUUGGAAUAAGUGAAGAAUUUGCACAAGCAUUUGAGAUAGUAAAAGAGGGUUUAGAUAGUAUUCAUGAUGAUGUCGAAUCAAUGAGAUCAAGUUGCCAUGAUAUGACCAAGCGAUUAAAGGCAGCCAGGGAGCAGACAUCUGACUUGAUUAGUAAGACAACAGACCUUCAUAAGGAAAGUCACCAACUUGACAUAAGAGCAAAUGUUACUGAUGCAUUUCUAGCCAAAUUCCAGCUAACAUCUGAGGAGAUCAAGGCAUUGAGGGGACCUAGAAAUGGUCAGCUCUUACAGGAAUUCUUUUCUACCCUUGAACGAGCCAAGCAAAUACACAAUGACUGCAAGAUUCUGUUGCGAACCAAUCACCAAACUGCUGGGUUAGAGAUUAUGGAGUGCAUGGCUCUUCAUGAGGAGACUGCAUAUGAACGAUUGUACAGAUGGAUUCAGGGAGAAUGCAGAGGAUUAACUGGAGAUUCAGUGGAGGUGACUGCUCUACAUUGUAAAGCAAUGGUAGCUCUACAAGACAGAGGUGUACUGUUCAGAUAUGGUCUAGAUGAGUAUGGAACUGCAAGAAGAACUGCUGUUGUAAGGGGUUUCAUUGAUGCCUUAACAAGAGGAGGACCAGGUGGAACACCACGGCCUAUAGAGCUUCAUUGUCAUGAUCCUUUGCGCUAUGUAGGUGACAUGUUUGCCUGGUUACAUCAAACAACUGCAUCAGAGAAAGAGAAUAUUCAGGCAUUUCUCAAACUUGUAACCAUGCAAUCAAAGAUCUCUGACAUUGAGGAUGUUCUGGCACAUAUCACUGAAGGUAUUUGCAGACCCUUGAAGGUGAGAGUGGAACAAGUAAUAGUUGCAGAACCUGCAAUAGUGCUUCUCUACAAACUCACCAAUCUUCUUAAGUUCUACUCAUACACAAUAGGGCAGUUACUUGGGAAGGAAGCUUCUUUACUUGCAUGUCUUGAAGAACUGGAAGAGCUUUGCCAGAAAGUAUUUUUGAAUGCACUGAAUGUUCUUUCUUCCAAACUUAUGGAAAAGGUUGAAUUACCACCUGCUGACCUAGGACCUACUCCAACCCUGGUCCAAAAUUUGAAUCUUUUGAGGGAAAUUCUGAUGUCCCAUGAUUCAUCUGUGGUUCCAUUAGAUGCUAGACAUAAUGAAUUUGCCAAGAUUCUUAAUUGCAUGCUGGAACCUUUGCUUCAGAUGUGUUCUUUGUCAGCUAGUCGACUCAAUCCAUGUGACAUGGCUACAUAUUUGAUCAAUUGUCUCUAUGCUAUGCACUCAACCUUAGCUCUGUAUGAAUUCACUGACCAACGUCUGGAAAUGUUAGAUGCACAGAUUGCUGCCCAUCAGGACACACUAGUCAAUGAGCAAGCAUCGUAUGUCCUUUCAAUGGUGUCUCUCAUUCAAGUAUACAGUAUCACACAGCAGCAUAAGCCACAAGAGGGUCCUCUGUCUUUAGUUCAUGGGAUGGAUACAAUGGCCAUCAAGUCUGCAAUGAUGCGUUUUGAUUCAUAUUUGUCAUCACCAGACUCUUUGGUUUUACCACAGUGCAACUUACUCAACAGUUCUCAUGUCAGGGAGGAAAUAAUAUGUCGAGGUACUGACCUUGUUUGUGGUGCAUAUCAACUUCUAUAUGAAGCUAUUUUGAAUCCAGAUAAUUGCUUCAGCGACCCAAAAGGUGUCUUAACCAGAACACCAGAACAGGUAAAAGCAUUAUUGCUUUGAACUUGAUUUAUUGUUUUAUUCACAUGAUUUGGUUUUGACUGAAGUAUUUGGCAAUAUCAGGCUUAGUUCCACAAAAAGUAAGAUUGACUUAUGAUUGUUGAGAUAUGAUUAGGAAGAGCAGACUACAUAUCUUGAAAACACAAGAUCUCUAGUUGAUGCUAUUAGACUAUCACAAGAUAUUAGCCUCGAAACAGAAGCUAUGAGUACACACAUAUCUCUAACUGUGUUGAAAGCUAUUUCAAUUAGCCUAGCGGUUGGAAACCAUAAUAAUUAAGAGCUCCUGAUUCAAACUCUAGUGUUUCUGAUUAGCGAAUUGUGGGUUCAAGUCCCACUCACUACACAUAUGUCCUUUUAAAGACA